AUGUCUAUUCAAAACAAUUCAAUAAUUAAUUUGGAUGAUCAAGGAGAUGAAGAAGAUGAAGAGGUUAAUGCUGAAGAUUAUUCACACGAGUCAAGCCUUCUUCCUUCUAACAAAAAAAAAUCAUUCAGAACUGGUAGAAAAUUUUCUAAUAUUUGGAAAUAUUUCAAAGCUGGGAAUCAAGUUGGACUCAAUAAUGACAUUCGCAAAGCUAUAUUAGGAGAAUUUGUAAAAGAAUAUGGAGAUGUACCUUCAAAUGAAACACUUGCCCAAAUACUUAAACCAAUCCGAACUGCAAUACAAGAAUUAGAAACCACAUCCAUCACUUUAGCAGACUGCUAUAUUCAUCUUAUAAAGAUUGCUGCUGCUUUUAAGGGAUUACCUCUUGAAGACUACCGAAGUUUUAGAAAUUGUUGUGUAGAAACAUUUAAAUAA
Messenger RNA from Entrophospora sp. SA101, 432 nucleotides. The record is from the annotation of a GenBank genome assembly. Lineage: Eukaryota; Fungi; Glomeromycota; Glomeromycetes; Entrophosporales; Entrophosporaceae.